Messenger RNA from Ilex paraguariensis (yerba mate), 692 nucleotides. The record is from the annotation of a GenBank genome assembly. NCBI's taxonomy places the organism in Eukaryota, Viridiplantae, Streptophyta, Magnoliopsida, Aquifoliales, Aquifoliaceae.
UACUUUGCGACCAGCACCAUCAUUGGGCAUAUGGUAGUGGUGAUGAGAAUUUGUUAAAGGUAGAGUCCACGCAGACCAUGAUACGCAUUGUGGGCCUUUCAGCCACUCUACCCAACUAUUUGGAGGUUGCACAAUUUUUGAGGGUGAAUCCAGAUAGGGGUCUCUUCUUCUUCAAUUCUAGUUAUCGUCCAGUGCCUCUCGCACAACAAUACAUUGGAAUUAGUGAGCAUAACUUUCUUGCUCGCAAUGAGCUGCUGAAUGAAAUAUGUUACAAUAAGGUUGUUGAUUCGCUAAAACAUGGGCAUCAGGCUAUGGUUUUCGUUCACUCACGGAAAGAUACAGGAAAAACAGCGGCUAAACUGGUUGAACUUGCCAGGAAGAAUGGAGAUCUGGAGACCUUUGGAAAUGACACCCACCCUCAGUUUGAAUUGGUUAAGCUGGAAGUUCUUAAGUCCAGAAACAAGCAGCUUGUUGAACUCUUUGAAGAUGGGAUUGGUAUUCAUCAUGCUGGGAUGUUGCGUGCCGAUAGAGGUCUGACAGAGCGGCUUUUCUCUGAGGGACUCUUGAAGGUUCUUGUUUGCACUGCAACUUUGGCAUGGGGAGUAAAUCUACCUGCUCACACUGUUGUGAUUAAGUUCAACAAUCAUGCUCAAGUUCUACCAAAUCCACAAGCCAAGAAAUGGUGGACCUAA